Molecule: messenger RNA, 1516 nt
Organism: Physella acuta
Lineage: Eukaryota; Metazoa; Mollusca; Gastropoda; Physidae
Product: mitochondrial ribonuclease P protein 1 homolog
Biological process (GO): mitochondrial tRNA 5'-end processing; positive regulation of mitochondrial translation
Cellular component (GO): nucleoplasm; nucleus; mitochondrion
Molecular function (GO): tRNA binding
Source: RefSeq, a predicted model, not a curated record
GUUUUCCGCAAGAUGUCUGCGUCCUGGACAAUGUGAAAGUUAUAUUUUAGUAAAUCUCAACUUGAUAAAUUCGUUGUAGAAUAUAUCUAUAUUAGUUUAGAUCUAGAUCUAUUAUUUAGUCCUCUCAUUUUAUUUACAAGGUUUUAUAAAAAAAUUAAAAGAUGGCUUUUGUGAAGAAAGUUAAUAGAUCUUUUUGCACUUGUUCAAUGUACUUGACACAGCCAUCACGAAGAAUUAGAAGUCAAAUACAGGUUUUAUUCCGAGACGUAGUUGAUUCACAAAUACUUAUCCACAGAAGUAUUGUCUCUCAUUGCUGUUCUAUUUCACGCAAACAAAAUUCAAAUAUUUUUAAUACUUUGAGGAAUCAUCAGUCAUUACACCCUCUGAUAAAUUUGACAUGGGUUAAAUAUAACAGCACUAAUGUCCCGGUUGUAAGUGACAUACUUGCUGAAUUUGACUUAAAGCAAUUAAAAGAGGAAUCCAAGAAAGAAAAGACCACUACUGUAGAUUCAAAUGCCGCUUUUAUGAAUAAAGUGAAAAGUAUCAUUGCAGAGAAGAGUAAAGAAAAAAUUGAAAAUUUGAAUGAGGAAGAUAAGAAAAAACUCAAAGUUAUUCAGUUGGAGCAUAAUUUUUUAUAUUCUGAAGGCUUCUUAAUACCUAGUGCUGAAGAAAUGAAGGAUGAACACUGGCUGGAAGCAUUAAACUUGCCAUCUAAAGGCAAAAGGCUUAGAUUCUACUCUUUUGUUAAAAAAAGGUCAAUAUUAAAAGAAAAUGAGAAAUCAAAAAAGGCUGCUAAAAGAGCGGCAGUUGAAGAACAAGGACGUGUACUUGCAGAACCAUAUGAACAUGGGAAAUUGUUUCUACGUAUCUAUGAUUCCACAAUCAAAAAACAACAGACCUAUAACCUAACAAGAAGCAUGGAGUUUGGAAUUCCAUUGGUUAUUGAUAUGGAUUAUGUGAAUCACAUGCCGCCUAGGGAGAUAAAAAGUACAGCUACUCAGCUGAUGUUGCUCUACUCACUCAACAGAUCAGAUGACAGACUUCCAUAUCACUUACAUUUUACCAGCUGUCCCGAAGAUAAUCCAAUAUACAAAUUGAUGCAGAUAGAAUUGAAUGACACCCCAGACAUUAUGGGAACAGUAACAGCAAAAAGUUAUCUCGACCUCUUUGAUAAAGAUCAACUUGUUUACUUAUCACCAGAUGGAAGACAGACAAUGAAUGAGUUUGAUCCAACAGCUGUUUACAUUAUUGGAGCAUUUAAUGAUAAGGCAACUCAACAACCUGUUUCUUAUGCUAGAGCAAAGCAACAGGGCAUCAGGAGUAUGAGAUUUCCAUUUGAUAAUUAUGUAAAUUGGAGCCUGGGUUCGAAGAGCAUCACUCUUGACCAGGUGAUGAAAAUAAUGACCUCUUUAAAAAAUAAUGGCAAUUGGAAAACUGCUCUGAAAGUUGCUCUGCCAAGUAGAAAAACAAAAUCUUGAAUUAAAUGUACACUGCUUUUAUUAAUAAAAUAACUAUU